AUGUUCGAUUCGAAAAGGCGAGAAAUUUUUCAAGAACACAUCAAUAAACGUGUUCUUGUCGAAUGGGUUCGCAUAACAGGAUUAGAUAACAAAGCAAAAUGGAAGCUUGAUCGACUGCUUUCUUAUCUAUCUAACACUAUAACAGGCUAUACUGGUACCGAAAACGCUUUCACCUGGCCUACAUUUGCAGGUGUCAGUGGUGGUAUACCUGCGUAUCGUGCGAAAGUUUCUUACGCGUAUUGGAGAUACUUCAUGUCUGAGGGUCGCCGAAGGCUUGCUGAACAUAAUAAAGAACAAGGAACAAAAAUAGCUGUAAUUAAGGAGCAAACAUUGAGAAACCAAGAUAGCAAUAAUUUUGGCUUGCUCGUCAGGAAAAAAUUAUACUCACUGUAUGCUUCAAAGAAAGUCAAAGCUCCUGAGAUAUCCGUCAAAAGAGGAUUACUACACAUUGGAAAAAAUAUGUUAUUAUAG
Molecule: messenger RNA, 471 nt
Organism: Cooperia oncophora
Lineage: Eukaryota; Metazoa; Nematoda; Chromadorea; Rhabditida; Trichostrongylidae
Source: the annotation of a GenBank genome assembly